CUGCACAACUCUGGCUGCUGGUGACAGGAGGCUCAGCCCAGCGGCCCCUGCCAGCGGGUCUGGGACAAAGGGGACAAAACAGCCUGGGGAGGGGACCAAGGGACAGCAGGGGACCCCAGUGGUCAGGGAGACACACUCCUGAUUGGGACCCCAGACGAGUGUGACCCUGCCCCGCGGGUGUCCAGGGGAUGGCAGCUGAUGUCGCUGCUUCUCCAGGCUCGGCCAGCAAGAGGGACUGUGCUCCCGGCUCCAGAGAGAAAAUGUCAGCAGAAGGCAGCGGCCACCAGGCCACCCCCGACAAGGGCAGAGCCGGAGAGGACCCAUGUCACCGGCAUGCCUGUCCAGAAACCCUUUCUGGGUUGGAGCAGACGGGGGCUGCUGGGGAGUCACCACACAUCAAGACAGAGUCUGAAGAGCCACAUCCCGAGGAGACAUUGCAGGAGGACAGGGUUCAAGGAACUCACAGCUGGGCUCCACUAAGCCAGGGCUCUAGGGAGAAAGCGCCCUUUCUGCCUGCCAGGGCCCUCCCCUGUCCCCAGGUUCCCUUGCUUGCCUGCCAGGGCAAGACCAGAGACCGACAGAUGGCCGCUGCCCUGCUCAGUGCCUGGACCCAGAUGCCGGUGACCUUCGAGGACGUGGCGCUGUACCUGUCGCAGGAGGAGUGGGGGCGGCUGGACCAUGCACAGCAGAACUGCUACAGGGACAUCCUGCAGAGGACGACUGGGCUGUCCCUGGGGCUUUCUGUGGGCAGACCCCUCCGGGCCUCCCAAGUUCAGGCCAAGACGGAGGCCUCCAGCUUGCACCCACACACUGAAGAUGAGGCAGGUGCGUGCAGGGCAGGUGACCCCUUGUCCAUGUGGCUGCAAACACACUGCUCUUUCUGUGGAGCCCCCCACCCAGCGCUUGUUUUGGCCCUUCCCCACAAUGCCCCAGCCGCAACAAAUCCCUGCUCUCCUUACUCCCCCCAGGAGCCCUACACUGGGGGAAGGAGGAGCCCUCCUCUUCCCUGGCGACCUCUGAGGAUGCAGAGUCCUUGGGGGGCGCCCAAGGGGUCGGCUGGCAGAACCCGGAUGCGGGGCCGCUGGAUCCCCCAGAGGAGAGACCCCCGAGGCCCACCCCAAAGGAUGCGGCCAAGGGCAGCCAGGGCAGCCGAGGCACCCGAGGGCGAGGCCGGCAGGAAGACCUUCCGCUGCGAGCAGUGCGGUAAAGGCUUCAGCUGGCACUCGCACCUGGCCACGCACCGGCGCACGCACACGGGCGAGAAGCCCUACGCCUGCACGGACUGCGGCAAGCGCUUCGGCCGCAGCUCGCACCUCAUCCAGCACCAGAUCAUCCACACGGGCGAGAAGCCCUACACCUGCCCGGCCUGCUGGAAGAGCUUCAGCCACCACUCCACGCUCAUCCAGCACCAGCGCAUCCACACGGGCGAGAAACCCUACGUGUGCGAACGCUGCGCCAAGCGCUUCACGCGCCGCUCGGACCUGGUCACGCACCAGGGCACCCACACGGGCGCCAAGCCGCACAAGUGCCCGGUGUGCGCCAAGUGCUUCACGCAGAGCUCGGCGCUCGUCACGCACCAGCGCACGCACACCGGCGUCAAGCCCUACCCGUGCCCGGAGUGCGGCAAGUGCUUCAGCCAGCGCUCCAACCUCAUCGCGCACAACCGCACGCACACGGGCGAGAAGCCCUACCACUGCCUCGACUGCGGCAAGAGCUUCAGCCACAGCUCGCACCUGACGGCGCACCAGCGCACACACCGCGGCGUGCGGCCCUACCCCUGUGCGCUGUGCGGCAAGAGCUUCAGCCGCCGCUCCAACCUGCACCGGCACGAGAAGAUCCACACGGCCGGGCCCAAGGCGCUGGCCAUGCUGGUGCUGGGGGCGGCGGCGGCGGCCGGGGCUCUGGCUGCUGCGCCCCCGUCUGCGCCCACCUAGGGGCCGCCGGCUGGGGCUGCAGGGUGCUGGCAUGGGGUGAGGCCAGGGGGCAGGCACGCUGGCUGCUAAUUAAAGGCCUUGGAAUUCCAGCCGCCUCCUGGGGCCCCUGCAGGGGAUCAGGGCCCUCUGGGCCAGCCCUGAGUCAUCCUGGCCCUGAGUCAGUCUUCAGAUCUUGGGCUCGCCCCUCCCGGCUUCAGAGCUCCAGGACCUGAGGCCAAGGCCGAGGCUUCCGAGCACUGAGACCUCCAGAGCUGGCACCAGGCUCUUGUGAAACUGGGGACAGCCCCGACCCCCACAGGACCUGUCUGUGGAACCGCCCGCCAGAGCAGCUGCUCAGCAAGUGGCAGCUACUCCUGUUUCAGGUCACCCUGGAGGCCCUGCCUGUCACUACCAUCUCCCAUUCCUACCCCCAAGGGGUGGGAGUCCAGCUUGCAGUUAUCCAGGUUUGCAGCCCAGACCCCAAGAUGACAUUCAGCUAUAACUCUGACCUGCUUAAGGACACCUGUAUGGCAGAGACCACACCUGUCUCUGGGGGCUGCACCUCCCAGGGACACAGUGGCUGGGGCUCCCAGACAACCUGAACAGGAGUAGCUGGUCCUUGCUCGGCAGCUCUGAGCAGUUGUUAGAGAGGAGGACACAGGCUGUGACCCGGAAAACCUGCCCAGAGUCACACACCCCUAGAGAGAGCUGGAAGCUGAGGCUCAGGUCCCUGGACUUCUAUUAUGUAAAGAAUACCAAUGGGAGCCAGACAGGAUGCAGCGGGUUAAGCUCACAUGGCAUGUGGCACAAGGACCAAGGACCGGCAUAAGGAUCCCGGUUUGAGCCCCCAGCUCCCCACCUGCAGGCAAGUUGCUUCACAGGCGGUGAAGUAGGUCUGCAGGUGUCUAUCUUUUUCUCCCCCUCUCUGUCUUCCACUCUUCUUUCCAUUUCUCUCUGUCCUAUCUAACAAUGACAUCAAUAACAACAAUAAAAAAAAAGGGCAACAAAAGGGAAAAAUAAAUAAAUAAAUAUAAAAAAUUAAAAAAGAAAAAUACCAAGACAAGCCUGUCCAAAAAGAAAACAAUCAAACAGUAGACUUGACCUUCAGGGACACUGAAGACGGAGGUGUGGGGAAGGGUCUUGUGUGACACCAGGAAGUUGCUGACUCAAGAGUCCAGAAAGGUGUGUGUGUGUGUGUGUGUGUGUGUGUGUGUGUGUUGGGGGGGAGGGUGUAUCAGCAGGAACCAGUGCAGGGUUUCUGUCUUUUUCCUCUUUUUUAAAAAAAAUAUUUAUUUAUUCCCUUUUUGUUGUCCUUUUUUAUUGUAGUUAUUGUUGUUGUUGGAUAGGACAGAGAAAAAUGGAGAGAAGAGGGGGAGAGAAAGAUAGACACCUGCAGACCUGCUUCACCGCCUGUGAAGCGACUCCCCUGCAGGUGGGGAGCUCAGGGCUCAAACUGGGAUCUUUAUGCUGGUCCUUGUGCACUUUUAAAGUAAGUGAAAUGAAAUGACAUCAUAGCAUGAAGCUUCCCCCACCCUACCCCCAAAGCUUGAUUUGUGGGUGGUGCUGUGGAGACAGUGUAAUGGCUAUACAGAGUUUUUAAUUUAUGACUUUUUAAAGAUUUUUUUUUAUUAUUGGAGAGAUAGGAGAGAAAGAACCAGACAUUAUUGUGGUACAUGUGCUGCCAGGGAUCAAACCUAGGACCUCCUGCUUGAGAGCCCUAGCCAGUGCACCACCUCCUGGACCACUUUUUUUUUCCCUUACCAUAGCACUGUUAAACUCUGGCUUGUGGUGGAGGUUGAACCUGGGACUUUAGAGAGUCAGGCUCCAAAGUACCUUCCAAUCCCCCACACCACCAUAAGCCAGAGCUGAGCAGUGUUCUGGUAAAAUAAAUAUUUUUAAAAACUAAGAGAAAAAAACUUGUCUUUAAAAAAUGUAUAUUUAUUCCCUUUUUGUUGCCCUUAUAAUUAUUAUUGUUGUUGUUGGAUAGGACAGAGGGGGAGAGAAAGACCUGCAGACCAGCUUCACCACUUGUGAAGUGACUCCCCUGCCGGUGGGGAGCCGGGGGCUCGAACCGGGAUCCUUAUGCCAGUCUUUGCGCUUUGUGCCAUGUGCGCUUAACCCAUGGCACUACCACCCAUCUCCAAAAAAAGACAGUCUUUUUGAACAAGCACUCGCUAUCUUCCCAGCUCAGGAGAUAGCUUUUUAUUGAGGUGUCAAGCAAGAAAGCAGUCCUCCCAUCUUGUCCAUGGGGUUCUGGUCACUCGGUGUAAGUGAGAUUUCUCUACUGGGCGAGGGGCUGAGGAGCCAGAGGACUCAGCUUGCUUCUCUGUCUUCUGAAGAAAGACUGAGAUGAGGACACUGGGGCUUAGCUGGUCUGCACAGCUGGUGUUUGCAUCCCUUGUCACUGCCUCAAGCUCUGUGGCCAGCCAGAACUGCUUGGAGGUGUGUUAAGUGAGCAAGGGAAUCAUUUAAAGACUACACAUUGUCCUGGGGAUCUCAGCUUUCUUGCUCAUGUCAACUAUUUUUCAAGCAGCUCAUUCCACUAUAAAAAUGGCCUGGCAGUGCUGGAGGCCACUUCCUACACAGACCUGGCUGGGCCAUUUUAACACUGAAUUUGAGCAGUUUGGGAGAUAUUUGACAAGAAUGAGGUCUGGGAGGUGGUGCACUGGGUUAAGCAUACAUAGUACAAAGUGCAGGGGCCUGCACUAGGAUCCCAGUUCAAGCCUCCGGCUCCCCAAAUGCAGGGAGGGGGGCUUCACAAACAAUGAGGCAGGUCUGCAGGUGUCUCUCUGUCCCUCUCUAUCUUCUCCCCUCUCAAUUUCUCUAUGUCACAGAGGACCUAGUGGGGGUUGUAUUGUUAUAUGGGAAACUGGGGAAUGUUAUACAUGCACAAACUAUUGUAUUUACUGUUGAAUGUGAAACAUUAAUUCCCCAAUAAAAAAAU
This is a messenger RNA of Erinaceus europaeus (western European hedgehog), 4857 nucleotides long. RefSeq names its product zinc finger protein 205 (gene ZNF205). The record is from RefSeq and is a predicted model, not a curated record. Gene Ontology annotation, biological process: regulation of DNA-templated transcription. Lineage: Eukaryota; Metazoa; Chordata; Mammalia; Eulipotyphla; Erinaceidae. Gene Ontology annotation, molecular function: DNA-binding transcription factor activity, RNA polymerase II-specific; RNA polymerase II cis-regulatory region sequence-specific DNA binding.